Toxoplasma gondii ME49 is the source of this 4463-nucleotide messenger RNA. RefSeq lists its product as hypothetical. The transcript has a single exon. The coding region runs from base 651 to 3044 and encodes 797 amino acids. NCBI's taxonomy places the organism in Eukaryota, Apicomplexa, Conoidasida, Eucoccidiorida, Sarcocystidae. The record is from RefSeq and is a predicted model, not a curated record.
UUCCAGACCAGUUUCAAAUGAUGCUUAAGGUGGACUCACUUCUCAUAUGCUUCGACUCUGCUUUCGCUGUGCCGAUUCACUGUUGACCAGCGAUAGUCGCCCGGCCGCCGCUGGUCCGGCUGCACCAAGAACUGAGUUUGAAGCAAUUUUUCAUUAUUAAUGGGACCUUGCGUCCACCUCAAGGAUAUUGCAGAAACCAAGAGCUAGCAGCGUUGGCGGCUUGGUUGUGUUUGUUGUGGCGUUUCAAUGGUACCAUAGCCACAGGGUGUUGUUUGCAUGCUGCUUCUGUGGUUUUUUAUAUCGUUCACCGCAGAGCGGUCGACCAUCAUAAUGGUUUUUGACUCGCUUUACCGGCACACCGUGAUAACAGUUGAGGAGUGGGUGUGCAGUUCAGUUUGAUGUUGUUCCUAUGUCUUCUCCAUCACGCUUCACCUCUAUUAAGAACUACCAGUCUUUCUUUUGUGUCCUAGGCUCUGCAGGUCUCUCUCGUUAGCAACUGCUGCGAUUAUUAUCCAUCAGCUUAGCAAUUCCUGAGGAGACUUGUUCACCAAUAGUUUAGAAGAAGGGCUCUUUGGCCCUAUUUUAAAGCUGCGAGUCAAGUGAUUUUAUAACUGAUAAUCGAGGGCCGGUACCCCGAACGACUGCAAGGCAUGGCGGAUAAGGACAGCACUCCAGUGGCUGCAAGUGUUUCGGCUGCGGCUGAUCCACACAGGCCAGUUGCCGACAUGGCAGUGUCCACUGAUUUGCCACGUCAUAUAUCCGGCGAAAUGGGAGAUGUGCAUCUUCGGGGAGAGCCUGUGUGCUCACAAACCGAUGACAGCCUGGGGAGCGCUCGGGGAAAAAAAACUACAAAAACUUCUCAGUCUGCAUUAGAUAGAGACACCAACAGACUAACAUGCGAGCCGACGCCAUCCACUCUUGGUGAAUUCGGAGCACAGUGUGAAACCCAAAGCUGUCAUCACGACCCGGAAGGAGGACUUGCAGUACAGGACAAUGCUUGCGGUGAGACACAGGUGACUUCUUCCCCCGAGCAGCAUCCAGUGGCUAAAGUGGAGGUCUUGCCCGUGAAGGAAGCCUUGGCGGAUCCAACGACCGCAAACAACUCAACAGAAGACCUUGCAACAUUUUAUGUUGAGGGACAUGGUGACAGUGAAGAUACACAAGACACGUCUACUCGAGGCAACAAACCUACCAGUCUGUCGAAUGCUUCGGAAUCUUGUCGAAACGCAAUGUCAAGCGGAGACAGAAAGAGCAAAUCAGAAGAUAUCAGUGCUGAUCCUCACGGCGUCACCAAACGUACGGAGAAGACCACUGUGUUUACCAAAAUUUGGGAGCAGCUCGAGAAGAGAUCGCAAAAAAACCAGUGUCGUGAUUAUAACGACCAUCUAGACGCACCAUCAAAUAGUGAAGAAACCUCGAGAGUGACAAGAGGUUUGGCGCCUACCGGUGGAACAGAAUGCACGAGUGUACCGACUAAGGAAAAAGGCGGCGAGAUGAAUCAACCGAAGUUGCCGAGUGUCUCAACUGGUGGUCCUCAGGACCUUCAACAGCCAAGCCAACUGGGAGAGCAUGAGAAUGACUUGGAUGGGGCAGAUUCAGAACGGCCCAGUUCUGCCGGUGUGAGUAAGCUAAGACAGAUAUUUGAGAAACAUUUGCCACAUCCAGGAAAGGAUUUUCUGAUGCCUCUGUCCCCAUCGUCUAGGAAGUCUAGAACAACAGAGAAUGUGAACGAGGAACCUAAACCAGAGCCGCUGUGGAAGCAGAAGCAGAAAGCCCGUCUUGCGGCAGCAGCAGACGUGCAAACGCGGGUGGCGAGGGCGGUUGACCAGCCAGAGAAAGAAGACGCUUGUAGCACUAUGGUAAAGCUUUCAGAGGAUACCGAAGAGCACAUCAGUGCCGUGUGUGGGCCAGGUGUGGGUGCCCUGAAGGAACAAUUCGAGAAACCGAGACCUCCAGCAGAUAAGUUGACGCUUUCAGUAGUUGAUCAUGAGGUGACAGCAGGAUGUGCUAAUAUAGCGAAAACAAAGGCCCUACUAGCGACAAUUGACAUCGCCAGUCGUUAUGGGCGCGAAUAUCGUCCGGCGAAAGCCCAUGGCACCGACGGAGACCACGGCGACCCCGGAGAAUGCGACCUUCCGUUAUGGGGAGACAGUGAGGACUGCGUCUCGACAAAGCUUCCAGGGACAGCUUUGCAUGAAGCAGCUAGUGAACACGAGGGACAAGAUUGGGUGCACACAUCCGAACACGUUGAGGUUUCUCACCACGCAUGCUCAAAGAUUGAGGCUCUUGCCAACGCAGUAGGUGCAGCGGCUCUGAACAUUGGCAAGGCGCCGCCUCCCAAUCUAAUCAGGAGGGCCAGGCACGCGCCAGAGGUAGACGCUGUGCAGGACGUUGCAUCAUCUUCGGCUGCACAGGUGUCGCACGAAGGGGAGUCCCAUGCAGUGGAGGACCAGCAACGCGAAGGAGCGUUGACUGUAUCGGGAGAUCCGCCCGAGAUAGAACAUGACGGUGGCGGCAGGAUCGGCCAAGAGGAUUUAAAUGUGGCACCAGGGACUAGUCCUUCUGAAACAGUCUUAGGAGUGACGCAUCAAACCGCAGAGGAGGAACCAUCCUUGCCAGUACCUCAUGCUGCCACGGAAGAACAGACUGACGCCGGGCGUGUGAGUCGUCAAGAAUCGCCACUUCAGGACAGGGAGGCAAGCGGUGCAAUCGAAACACAUCAGGUACCCGAGGGCGUAGAGAGACGAGAAGAAACAGUGCCACUGGAGGACGAAGAGCAAUACGAAGAAGCACUGCGACUGGCACCUGAUGAUGAAGAACAGCAAGGGGAACUAUUGAUUCCGGUAUCGGGUGGUGCGGGGGGGGAAGUUCAGUCUGGUGAACACCACCAUGAACUACUCUCAGACGAUGCAAUGGCUGACAGCUGUAAACGAGAAGAGGGUUAUCAUGGAUUUGCUGUCGAUCAUGAUAAUCAUGACGUCCAUUCGCAAGUUACUGACGCGGCAAUAGAAGAGAAUGAAGAUUUACUGGCAGCAGAAGAGUAGAGGACGAUGGGCUUAUUCAUAGGAAACUCUGUAGAAAGACAGUUUGACUGUGGCGUUCGAUGACGAUGUUUGCCACGCCCCUCGAGGGCAUAUCGGUUGGUAUUUUUCUAAAAUCUGGUGGCGAAUUAGGGUCCUGUGCCAAAUGCUUUCUGGCUGGCAUGUGGGUGCGAUAUUAGGUGUCCCCGUAGGUCCAGAAGGAAAUGAUGUUGCUGAUGUUACUGUUCUGAUACAGCGAAAGGUAAUCCGAUUUCGAGUUCGCUUUUGUGAUUACAGCACAACCGUACAACUAGAUCGCAUCUUCCGUAUGUGCUUUUGAGGAAUCUUAUAUCGCGUACUUGUUGUCGUGAUCCAGUUCCUUGGGUCAUGCGCUCCACCAUUCUGAAGCGCCUCCAAAGACAAGUCAGUGCUGACCUCUCCGGGAGCGAGUUCGUUGCUCAGCAGAGAUGGAAAUUGCUGAUGGGAGGGCCAUGUAAAAAUGUGGAUGUGGCUGCUGAUUGUACAUGGAAAUGAAGUGCCUACUAUGUCUUCCAGUAGUGUCAACACAAACGUCAUCAUGGUGGAUGUCCCCUUCUAUAGAACGAUCUCGUCUAGAGGAACUUCUAAUUGUUCACCCUGCUUCUCCAUUUGGCGAAUGCGAUGCGUGGGUUCUUCGAACCGUCAUACAGAAGCCGUAUGGUUUUUGACAGAGGGUUCUGCGUACUGUGUCAGGGUGCCCACUGGUGUUAGACAGUACAUGAAAACAGAUGUUACGUCCCUUAUUUCGCUACAGGCGCAUCCUCGACAAAGUGGUUAAUUAUCAUGUACGUCUCCUUAUACAUGGGGCGUUCUUUUUAGCCACGUGAAUUACACAUCCUUGUAACAACGGGGGGGGGGUGACGUGACGGGGCCGUUGUCCUGUGGGUCCCCCAAGCGAGACACAGUAAGCUGCGGAAAAGAAAUAAACCGAGGUCAUAAAUGGAAAAACAAAGGACGCUACUAUAGUGCAUCGGCGACCAGUAGUCGGCUGUUGCGUGUGGCGUGUUUAGAUGGGGAAAUGCAAGCUGAGUCACCUUCCGGUGUGGGUGUGGCGUCACAUAUGAUCAUACCGCUUUUUUUCUCAUGAAACGGGAAGUGUCCCGUUAAUCUGCAGGCUUGUGAUGGGAAGGUGGACGAUGCUUUGCUUGUUGUGCCACCUAACGAAAAACGGCUGAGUUUUCGAAGAGAGCAUGUGAUGCUUGGUCCGUCCGGUGGUGACUCGUUGACGUCUGGAGACUCCUGCCGCGCCAUCUCUGCAAUGAGCUACUUGUUUGUCAAACCAACCAUCUGUGUGUGUCAGCGGAAUCGUCCUGGGUUACGAUUUUCGUUGGCAGGGAAAAUUGGUGACCACUCAUGUUUUGUUUUCUUCUCUUAGAUGACGGUCCCCUCAACCGUCAAAAUUUC